Messenger RNA from Ziziphus jujuba (common jujube), 1530 nucleotides. Its product is annotated as U-box domain-containing protein 28. Gene Ontology annotation, biological process: protein ubiquitination. Bases 124 to 1365 code for a protein of 413 amino acids. Gene Ontology annotation, molecular function: ubiquitin protein ligase activity. NCBI's taxonomy places the organism in Eukaryota, Viridiplantae, Streptophyta, Magnoliopsida, Rosales, Rhamnaceae. The record is from RefSeq and is a predicted model, not a curated record. The transcript has a single exon.
CCAAUAUAAACAAAAAAAAAGCAAACACAAAAAAAGAGCGCAUUCUCUCGGAGACUCUGUUUUCUUUCUUUUAAGCUCAGAGUAAUUGUAGGGAAAUUUUUUUUUUAAAAAAAAAAAAAAGAAAUGGUGAGAGACGAACUGUAUAUAACUGUACCGAACUUGUUCAGGUGUCCGAUUUCAAUGGACGUUAUGAGGUCUCCCGUAAGCCUCUGCACCGGCGUCACAUACGAUCGCUCCAGUAUCCAACACUGGCUCGACUCCGGUCACGACACGUGUCCCGCCACCAUGCAAACCCUCCGUUCCAAAGACUUCGUUCCCAACCUCACUCUCCGCCGUCUGAUUAACCUCUGGGCCCAAUCCAAUGGUCCUCCUUCUCCGGCAUCCUCUCCCUCCGUCUCCUACCAGAAAGCCACCACUCUUGUCCGCGACAUUGAGAACAACGGAAACGAGAAUCUCCCAAACACGUUGUCGGAGGUUUUGGAUUUGAUCGCCGCCGGCGAUGAGAACCGGAGGUUUUUGGCCGGUUUCGAUGGUUUCGUUUCCGCCAUUGUCGGUGUGCUGAGCAGAGGAGGUGCGAAAAUGGAGGUUCUGGAACUGUCAAUCAGGGUUUUGGAUUCGAUUUUGACAGAGAAUGGAGUAGGGGAAAAAUUGAACUCGUCGAUUUCGAAACGAAAUUACGAUUGCUUGCCUUCGAUUUGCCUGGUUAUCCAGAAAGGAAUUGGCUCUUCGUCGAAGAUAGAAUCGGUUAGGGUUCUGGAAUCGAUCGCAGUCAACGCCGAGUCCAAACGCGCCAUCACAGAAAACCAAGACUUAUUCCACGCGCUUCUCGACCUUCUCGCCUCCGAAAAAGACGAUGACCUCAACGACGCCGUUUUCUCAUUCUUCAUAGCGAUCUCCGUGACUCACUCAGCGAAAGCCGAACUCGUCCGAUCCGGAAUCGUCCAACUCGUUUCCAAAUCGCUCUCGGACCCGAAGACCAAAAUCUGCACCAAAGAAAAGGGGCUGAAGCUGAUGUCGAUAAUGUCGACGUGUGCGGAAGGGCGGUCGGCGAUGAGGGACUGGCCUGAAUGCGCAAAGGCGGUGGCGGAGAAACUGAUGAAGGUGUCGAGGACGGCGAACGAGGACGCGGUGGCGGUGCUUUGGAGUCUGUGCUGCUUGUUGGGUGACAAGAAGGCGCAAGAGGUGGUGGUGAGGAGCAAUGGGGUGGCGAAGAUAUUGCUGGUGAUGCAGAGCGGUUACUAUGAAGGUCACAAGGUGAGGAGGAUUUGUGGGGAUUUGGUGAAGGUUUUGAGCGCUGGGUGCAGAGCUGGUGUGUUGGGUUUGGGCUUGUAUGAUUCCAAGACCACCCAUAUCAUGCCCUGUUGAUUUUGUGGGAUCUUUUUUUAUUUUGAUUUUGUUUGCUUUCAUUUUCUUUAAUUUUCUGUUUUUGGGAUGAUGGGAAUUUUAUUUGGGGGGUACAGGGGAAAAGAAAAAAAAUAUCCAACAAACAACAAUACAAUUAUACGAGAGAAAAAAAACAGGAAUUCCUUA